UAACUUCGGAAAAUCAUAAUCAGAUGUCUCUAGAUACUUCAUGAAUUUCUUGGGACAUGUGUAGCCAGGGGGUGAAAAAAUGGCCACCGAUCUAAGGUUUAAAAAUAGUCGUCUCCCUACCUGCUGAAAAGUUUUUGGCAAGCAUGUGCAUAUGGUAGCAGAUAAGUUUUCUUCUCGAAAGGGAAUUAAGUAAUCUCGUGUGAAUUUAGGAUAAAGGGUGAAAUUAUGGCUUCAAGAGUAACCAAUUCCCAAGCGCUCGGCACAGAUGGGACUGAUUUUUUACAUAGGCAACGAGUCGCUGCACAAUAUCAGUUUAGCGCAAUGAACAAGUCAAGAUUAAAAUACUGCAUAUUUUUUCACUACCUAUUAUUCUUCGUAAUGCUGGCCAAAUUGUCCGCUGAUAUACUUGACCAUUUGGAUAUUUUUGUCCUAGAAAUCGAAGAGCUACAGAUACCUCAGCCCCUUUGGUGGGAGUACAUAUGGUGCACCAGUCUCUUAUUAUCUUUUCUGGCUUUAUCGGCCAUACGUUACAAUAGAAUAAAAACGAUACAACGGUACAUGAUAGGUAUUGUUGUUCUCGGAUAUGGUCCUUUGAUCUAUGGAGUAGUUUACUAUUUCAGAGAUGUAUGGAGCUACUUAACUACUAACGAAAAGGAAAAUAUCCAGAUAUGGCAGGGUAUGCCAUAUGGAUUACUGUGGUACGCGUUUCUACUCCUUGCCUCGCAAGUACAUUUCUUCUCUUUAUAUUUCUCAUGGAAUUUGCAAUCCGCAUGGAAAGCUCGAGGUUCAAGAAAAGUCGACUAAUCUUAAGCCCGACACCUAUUUACACAUAAGUAAAUCAACAGCGAGAGAGUAAUGUGUAUAUCGGAUGUAUGUACAUAAUGGAAAAUGGUUUUAUUAUUAUUAUUUUUUGAAUACUUGUCUCUCCUCAUCUGUCUCAAAAAUGUGUAUAUGUACAUGAAUUAAAAGAAUAUUCUUGUA
Molecule: messenger RNA, 981 nt
Organism: Athalia rosae (coleseed sawfly)
Lineage: Eukaryota; Metazoa; Arthropoda; Insecta; Hymenoptera; Athaliidae
Gene: jagn
Product: protein jagunal
Exons: 4
Coding region: 226-804 (192 amino acids)
Biological process (GO): endoplasmic reticulum organization; vesicle-mediated transport
Cellular component (GO): endoplasmic reticulum membrane
Source: RefSeq, a predicted model, not a curated record